Messenger RNA from Pelobates fuscus (common spadefoot toad), 407 nucleotides. RefSeq names its product histone H4-like. The record is from RefSeq and is a predicted model, not a curated record. Lineage: Eukaryota; Metazoa; Chordata; Amphibia; Anura; Pelobatidae. Gene Ontology annotation, molecular function: DNA binding; structural constituent of chromatin; protein heterodimerization activity. Gene Ontology annotation, cellular component: nucleosome. Gene Ontology annotation, biological process: nucleosome assembly. The transcript has a single exon. The coding region runs from base 77 to 388 and encodes 103 amino acids.
UCCGUCUGCACGCUAUAUAAAGCCUCGCUCGGGACUCGGGCUCUUCAUUCGUCUGUGAUCAUUACAGAAGCAAGUCAUGUCUGGAAGAGGCAAAGGCGGAAAGGGUCUCGGGAAAGGUGGCGCUAAACGUCACAGGAAGGUUCUCCGUGAUAACAUCCAGGGUAUUACCAAGCCUGCAAUUCGCCGUUUGGCUCGCAGAGGAGGUGUCAAGCGAAUCUCCAGUCUCAUCUAUGAGGAAACCCGCGGAGUGCUCAAGGUCUUCUUGGAGAAUGUCAUCCGCGACGCUGUCACGUACACCGAGCAUGCCAAGAGGAAGACUGUGACCGCCAUGGAUGUAGUCUACGCUCUUAAGCGCCAGGGCCGCACUCUUUAUGGCUUCGGAGGUUAAAAUUAAGCUGCACCCGGUU